GACGACAGAUUGUUCUACACCGCGCAGCAAAUUCACACGGCUCGAGAGUUGGCCGAGUCCGCCGGACACUCGGAACUGGUCGGCCUACUGGACUCUGCUUCGAGCUACCGCCGCGAUAUCGGCCACUUGCAUGUCGCCGUGACGAAGGCCGACAUGGCCGUGUUAUCGAGGCUCGCCGGCAAGCGGAAGGACAUGUACGUUGCGUCCUGUCCGAUCAUCUUUCUCCAUCUAGCGCCGCCUAUUGCCAACAGUCGUCAAGCCACUAACCUCAACCACUUUUCACUACCACAAUUUAGUCUGGUCUCGUGGCGUUUAGCCAAUCACUCCAAGUUGAACUCCGUUUUUGCCCCUUGA
Protopolystoma xenopodis is the source of this 354-nucleotide messenger RNA. The record is from the annotation of a GenBank genome assembly. NCBI's taxonomy places the organism in Eukaryota, Metazoa, Platyhelminthes, Monogenea, Polystomatidea, Polystomatidae.